AUGUUUCCCCAAUUCGGAGCGACGGUAGAAUCUCUGAGCAAAGCAUCAACAAUGAUAUUCCGGAUUGGUACCGAUGUUCACCUAUACGACGAUCCCGAAGACAUCAACAUCGCCCCUCUCAUCGACUACAAGUUUCAAAUGACUUUGGCUGAUCUUUUAGAUGAGAGUAAAAUGGUUCUUGUUUCGUAUGGGGAUUUAGAAGUUGAAAUUAAUGGAAUUCAACACGAUUCUAGGCUUGUAAUUUCUGGUAAUUUGUUUGUGUGUUGUGUUGGAAGUAAAAAUGACGGACACAUGUUCUUGAGAGAGGCUGAUAAAAGAGGAUAUGAUGUUGUUAAGUUAACACUCAUAACCGUUACUUCUCUACCUUACUUAAAUUGA
This is a messenger RNA of Vicia faba (fava bean), 378 nucleotides long. The record is from the annotation of a GenBank genome assembly. NCBI's taxonomy places the organism in Eukaryota, Viridiplantae, Streptophyta, Magnoliopsida, Fabales, Fabaceae.